CAUCCCCACUCCCCCCCCCGCCUUGACUGUGGCCGGUGUGAAGGCCGAGGCCAGGCCCCGGGGCUCGGGUCUGCAGGGCGGAGGCAGUUUCCACUCCCCUCCCCCGGCUGAUGCUGCGGCCGGCGGCGGGGGCUCCGGCUCCUCCCUGUGAGAAUACCCCCGAGGAGGAGGAGGAGGAGGAAGAAAGGCCGGCCGCCGAUGUGAGCGAGCGCGGGGGACAAGCGAGGAAGCGGCAGCGGAGAGCCGAGGUCCAGGCCGGGAGCCGCUCCUCCUCCCCUCAGCCUGUCGGCGCCAAGCGGUGGUACCGGGGCUGCACCACCCAGGCGGACGGAGACAGAGAGGCCGAGGCCCCGGCUACCAGCCCCGGCCCCGGCAUGGCGGAGCAGCGGCCGCACUCGCGCAAAGCCAACUUCUCGGCGGCGCUGCUCGGACACCCCAAUGGGGUGAGCAGGGCGGUGACACCCGGGGGCAAGCCGGCAGCCUCCAGGAAACUGCUCAUCAAGAACUUCAGAGAUAAACCAAAAUUGCCGGAUAACUACACUCAGGACACAUGGCAGAAACUUCAUGAAGCUGUGGAUGCCAUUCAAAAUAGCACAUCAAUAAAAUAUAAUUUGGAAGAACUUUAUCAGGCUGUUGAGAAUCUGUGCUCCUAUAAAGUGUCAGCAACACUGUACAAACAACUGAGACAGGUAUGUGAAGACCAUGUCAAGGCACAGAUUUUGCUGUUCCGGGAGGAUUCACUGGAUAGCAGUCUGUUUCUGAAGAAGAUUAACACGUGUUGGCAGGACCACUGUCGGCAAAUGAUAAUGAUCAGGAGCAUCUUCCUGUUUCUUGACCGAACCUAUGUUCUGCAGAGUUCAAUGCUGCCAUCUAUCUGGGACAUAGGUUUAGAGCUUUUCCGAACCCAUGUGAUCAAUGACAGAAUUGUCCAGACCAAAACCAUCGAUGGGAUCCUUUUGCUGAUCCAAAAAGAGCGAAACGGGGAGGCUGUGGACCGAAGCUUGAUCCGAAGUUUGCUGAGUAUGCUGUCAGACCUGCAGGUCUACCAGGAAUCAUUUGAACAGAGGUUUUUGGAGGAGACCAAUUGUUUAUAUGCAGCAGAAGGCCAAAGACUAAUGCAAGAGAGUGAGGUGCCAGAAUACCUUCACCAUGUAAACAAACGCCUGGAAGAAGAAACAGACAGAGUGAUUACUUACUUGGAUCAAAGCACACAGAAAUGGUUGGUUGCCAGUGUUGAGAAGCAACUGCUUGGUGAACAUCUGACAGCUAUUCUUCAGAAAGGCCUCAAUCAACUACUCGAUGAAAACAGAAUAGUGGACCUCGCUCUUCUCUACCAACUACUCAGCAGAGUUAAAGGUGGUCUGCAGGCUCUCCUGCAACAUUGGAAUGAAUAUAUCAAGACCUUUGGCAGUAUGAUUGUGGUUAAUCCAGAGAAGGACAAGACGAUGGUUGAGGAGCUGCUAGACUUCAAAGAUAAAAUCGACCGUGUCAUUGAAGUGUGCUUUCUUAAAAAUGAAAAAUUCGUCAAUACAAUGAAGGAAGCUUUUGAGACUUUUAUAAAUAAGAGACCCAACAAGCCUGCUGAGCUGAUAGCCAAGUAUGUGGAUUCAAAAUUGCGAGCUGGAAACAAAGAGGCCACAGAUGAGGAACUGGAAAGAAUGCUGGAUAAAAUCAUGAUCAUAUUUAGAUUUAUUCAUGGUAAGGACGUAUUUGAGGCCUUCUAUAAGAAAGACUUAGCAAAACGUCUCCUGGUAGGGAAAAGUGCUUCUGUUGAUGCUGAGAAGUCGAUGCUGUCCAAACUGAAGCAUGAAUGUGGUGCUGCCUUCACCAGCAAAUUGGAGGGAAUGUUCAAGGACAUGGAGCUCUCAAAAGAUAUUAUGGUCCAAUUUAAGCAGUACAUCCAAAACCAGAGUGAUCCAAGCAAGAUAGAUCUGACAGUCAACAUUCUGACAAUGGGAUACUGGCCAACGUACACACCCAUGGAAAUACAUUUGCCUGCUGAGAUGAUAAAAUUGCAGGAGGUAUUUAAAACAUUUUACCUCGGAAAGCACAGUGGCAGAAAACUCCAAUGGCAGCCAACAUUGGGGCACUCUGUUUUGAAAGCGGAAUUCAAAGAGGGUAAAAAGGAGCUGCAGGUUUCGCUGUUCCAGACUUUGGUGCUGCUUAUGUUUAACGAGGGAAAUGAAUUCUCUGUGGAGGAAAUCAAGACUGCAACCGGCAUAGAGGAUAGUGAAUUGAGAAGGACAUUGCAGUCUUUAGCCUGUGGGAAAGCUCGUGUGUUGAACAAAGUUCCAAAAGGAAAAGACAUUGAAGAUGGAGACAAGAUCAUCUUCAAUGACGACUUCAAGCACAAACUAUUCAGAAUAAAGAUUAACCAAAUCCAGAUGAAAGAAACUGUUGAGGAGCAGACGAGCACGACUGAACGGGUAUUCCAGGACAGACAGUACCAAAUAGAUGCUGCUAUCGUUCGAAUAAUGAAAAUGAGGAAGACACUCAGCCAUAACCACCUCGUUGCAGAACUCUAUAACCAAUUAAAAUUUCCAGUGAAGCCAGGAGACCUGAAGAAAAGGAUUGAGUCUCUAAUUGACCGGGACUAUAUGGAGAGAGACAAAGACAAUGCCAACCAGUACCACUAUGUGGCAUAAAGUAUAGGCCGUGGCUGUCAUUGCUGAAUCUCAGCUCCUACAUUGCCAGGAAAAUGGCAAUAGCACUGAUUCUGUCUGCACUCUUCUUGGAUUCAGUUUGGUUGUUAACGCGAGAUCCAGCCCCCCUCACAUCAAGAUUAAAACCAGAGUGUUCUUUUUGGGAGUUUCGACUGUUGGCCAAACCUUUCAUACAGCUUUUAGCAUAAGGCUUUGCUUUCUUGAGGACCUCUUUGCUGAAGAGCGUGGAAGGCGUGCGGAUCUUAAAAACACUUGAAGCAGCAGUCCAUCUUGUGCCUCUGACAACUGAGGACUGAUGAUUUCCUGUCUGCGUUCAUCCGGUUUCACCUGCUGUUGACACCUGUAAUUGGCUUUUAGUUUUGAUUUAUUAUAAAGCCUGUCUACACUUGUUAUUUCUCGCCAAUAUAUAACUUAUGGCCAUAUUUCAGCAAGGGAGUCCUAUUAAUCUAUAGAAAACAUAAUGUGAGAUUCCCUUUAGUGCGAACUGCUCUGUAUUUGCACACCAGCUUUUGUAACUACUUGAGUUAGUAGAACUACCAUGCCAACUACUGAAGUAACUAACUUGGAACAAUAAUGGGAUCAAACAUACACCUGCUAACCCAAUAUCACACUACAGGGUAACAAUUAGGUGGAAUUUUGUACAUCAGUUUUGUUUUAUGUAAAUUAAAACGUUUCUUGAAAAUGGAGACAGCUUACUUGAAGUGCCAAAGACUCUAAUUUCAAACAUUUAUUCCACUGAAUAACUUUCCUAUAAAGUAGUUGUUUUUACACUGAGAAAAAUUAAUGCUCUUAAGUCAAUCCUGCUUGUAACAUUUUCUUCAGGUAGAUGAACUAAAGCUUCCUUCACCCACUGCCAUCAGUCCACAGGUAACCAGACAAUACAGUUGUACAGUAGUUUCUACUUUUGGAUGACUCAUUGAUUCACACAGUGAUAUCACAGGAAAUCUUGAAAUUUUGACUUUGCAGGAAUGUAAAUACAAGAAAAACCAAAUGCUUUGUGCAAUAUAUACAAAUGCUCCUACGUAUUCACUGUCAAUCAUUCAGAUCGCAAACAAGUUUGAUGGUUGAGAUGAUCAGCUGAAACUGAGCUUUGUGAUAACUUGUUAGAUAUUGUAAAUAGGUUUUUCCUCAAUUCAAAGUGCUUAAAAAAUUAUUAGGAUCUUUGUCUUGCAAUAACUAAACAUAAAAUGAUUUUCUGCCAUGGGUUGUGUUUUUAUUGACAUAACAUUUAUACAACUUAAGAGCUAAUAAAUUUUUCACAGCUUGUAACCUUAAA
This is a messenger RNA of Rhincodon typus (whale shark), 3939 nucleotides long. RefSeq names its product cullin-4A-like. Gene Ontology annotation, biological process: protein ubiquitination; ubiquitin-dependent protein catabolic process; DNA damage response. The record is from RefSeq and is a predicted model, not a curated record. The transcript has 20 exons. Bases 111 to 2645 code for a protein of 844 amino acids. Gene Ontology annotation, cellular component: Cul4A-RING E3 ubiquitin ligase complex. NCBI's taxonomy places the organism in Eukaryota, Metazoa, Chordata, Chondrichthyes, Orectolobiformes, Rhincodontidae. Gene Ontology annotation, molecular function: ubiquitin protein ligase binding.